Messenger RNA from Necator americanus (New World hookworm), 774 nucleotides. RefSeq lists its product as uncharacterized. The record is from RefSeq and is a predicted model, not a curated record. NCBI's taxonomy places the organism in Eukaryota, Metazoa, Nematoda, Chromadorea, Rhabditida, Ancylostomatidae. The transcript is spliced from 6 exons. Bases 1 to 774 code for a protein of 257 amino acids.
AUGGUUUACCAAAUUCAAACGUCUACACCGUGUCGACCAGGAAUUCCCAGUGCAUCCGAUUACAUUUUUCCAGCCUCUCCGACAUGUCGUGGAGGAGCGGUGGUGCCGCCGCCUCAUUCAAUCCUGAAAAAACAGCCAUUUUCAAUCGGCAGCAAUGACAUGAUUUCAAGUCAAACAUCCGAUGCGAACACCAUUUCCAGCGGAAGCUCGCUGAACUCGGAAAUGACCAGGCUGAGAAUCGCUCAACGACUUUUGACAACGAUGGUGGUGGCGACAGGAGUCUCAUCAGUGAUGAGCUUACAAUUCUUCCUCCAAGUAAAUUGGAGCACGUUGAUCUCAAAAUUCGUAACUCUUAAGGAAUUCUAUCAAACCGCUAGCGAAGUCGGUGAGACGCUUGACAUUGCCGUCGUGAUAUGCUCGACAUCGGCAUUCUUCAUCUCUCUGCUCCAAUUGUUUUUCGUCCUGAAACUACAGAAAUCGCAAAGUACCAGUCCAUCAGCUGCAUUGGAGUAUCUGGAACGAUCAAGCUUCAUGCGCUUAGUGAUCUACUCGUUUUGGUUUCUUGCUGUGAUGCUAAUGAUGGCAGCCGUUCUCCUCCUCUGCGCUUUGAAUCCUUCGCGAGGAACGAUUUCCAAAGGGGUUGGCCUAUCGCUGGGUGUUUCCGCGAUGUUGUUUUGUUCGGUAGCCACGCUGAAGACAAUUCUUUUCUGGACCCGAUCCUCACCGUCACCCACCACUGCCGAGAACUACAAGAACUUUUCCACGCUAGUAUAG